Molecule: messenger RNA, 1953 nt
Organism: Sycon ciliatum
Lineage: Eukaryota; Metazoa; Porifera; Calcarea; Leucosolenida; Sycettidae
Product: E3 SUMO-protein ligase ZBED1-like
Exons: 1
Coding region: 1-1953 (650 amino acids)
Molecular function (GO): DNA binding; protein dimerization activity
Source: RefSeq, a predicted model, not a curated record
AUGGCGGUAAAUUUAGUUGAAGCUGAGGCAUUUACGGAUUCUCCGUUUCAGAGAUCUCCGCGAUCCAACGUGUGGAAGCACUUCACUCGCAAUGCCGCCAAGGACCAGGCGACGUGUAAUUUGUGCAAGGCAGUGUUGUCCUACAAAGGAUCAUCGACAACGAGCUUGCAUCGACAUCUGAGCAACCGUCACCCGUCGUCGGCAAGCCUUCCUGAACAAAAGGACUCUAAACGGUCAACAAAGCAGACAGACAUUUCUGUCUUUGCGAAAACCUCGUCGCCAGCUUCGUCACGGCCCGUUUCUACUGUGCGCCAGCGGGAAAUCACGGAAGUGUUAUCGCGUUGGCCUUGGCUUGAUGGCCGCCCAAUUUCGAUCGUAAACGAUGCCGGACUACGAGAGCUGCUGCACUAUUUAGAACCGGGCUACUCCAUUCCGUCAACAACUCACAUCGCCGCUUUGAUUCGGAAGCAGCAUGAUGACGGGCUCGUCGCUGUGAAAGAGUUGUUGUCUUCGGUGGACCACUUGUCGCUGACAACUGACAUAUGGACAUCAAAAGCAACACGUUCGUAUGCGACGACCACAGCACACUGGAUAAACGGCGAGUGGGAGCUCCAGUCCUGCGUGUUGGAAACAACACACUUCAGUGGCUCGCACACCGGGAUAAAAAUCAGCGAGCAGAUAAUGAACGCAGUGUCUCGAUUUGAUGUCCCUGCAGAGAAAGUAUGUGCAGUUGUACACGACCAGGCUGCCAACGCUGAGCUUGCUGGGAAGAUCUUGCUGGAGCGCCAUGGUUGGGGGAGCUGUGCCUGUAGUGCUCACCGUUUGCAGAAUGCAGUGAAAGAUGCCCUGCAGAUGACGGACCUGGAGACCCUGCUCUCUAGAGCUCGACAUCUUGUUGGUCAUUUCCGUCAUUCUGCCUUGAAGACGGGUCAGCUUGAGGAGAAGCAGCGCUUGCUGAAGAUGUCAUCAGUGAAGCAUGUCAUCCAGGAUUGCCCCACAAGGUGGAACUCCGCAUACCUGAUGCUUGCGCGACUGGUGGAGCUGAGAACACCAAUACAGCUUGUCCUUGCUGACAUGCCGGACAAGGCUCGCCAGAACCUGGAUUUGACUGUCACUGAAUGGACAACAGCCAAGUUGCUCCUGGCUGCAUUGAGCUGCGUCGAUGAAGUCACCAAGCAUCUGGGUGGGGAGAAAUACUCAACGCUGUCGUGGCAUCUGCCUCUUCUCUCCUCCCUCUGCACUUUCUGUGACGACCUCAACUCUGAUGACGACGAGCCACUGCUUGUCACAACCGCCAAAAGUCGACUCGGUAACAAUGUCAACCGCCGGUUUGAACUGGACUCAACACGUUCAACAAGUAUCUAUGCCAUGGCCACAGCGCUUGAUCCCCGCUUUCGCGACUUGAAGUGCAUGACCAAUGCAUGCAGAGCUGGCGUAAAGGAUGCCCUGAUCAGUGCAGCUGCUGUUGAUUGUCAGUCCGAUGACGGGUGCCAGGUAUCCUCACCUUCAGCAAAACGCCAUUGUCCGGACGCUCCCUCAGCAGCGUCAGUUCUCGAUGAUCUCCUGGGAGGUGAGAACGAAAAUGAUGAGUCGAUCCAGGCAGAGGUUGAAUUGUACCUCAACGAGAAGGUCGUCCGCCGAGCUGUGGAUCCGUUGGUGUGGUGGAAUGCUAACGCCAGCCGCUUUCCCCGGCUUGCUGCACAAGCCAAGCGCUACCUGUGUAUUCCGGCAACCAGCGUACCAUCGGAGCGGGUCUUUUCAUUUGCCGGCUAUCUGGUGGACAAGCGGCGUUGUUCGUUGUCGAGCACUAGCAUCGAUGCACUGAUCUUCCUCCAUUGCAAUGCACACCUACUGAGGAUCAGGAAGGAAGGCAUUGCACGAGCAUUACCUGCCAUGGUGCUAGUCCCUACCGCUGAAGAUGAUAUGCCGCCUCUGCCCAGCUUGCAGUCAUGA